GGAAGGAAAAUCCCAAAAGCAAAAGCCAUAUUAUCAAUAAGUCAGUAGAGAAGCCAAAAACAAACUUUGUUUUCAUUUCCAUCCAAAUCCAUUCUAAGAAUGUCAAACAGUGAGGUCGGCGUUAAGGUGAAGGCCCGUUUGGCCAUACUCGCUGCUCACCUGGCAGCACCGCCACCCUCCGACCUCUCUUCUCCGCCCAUCAUUGAGCCAUGGUGCGUCUCUGCUCAGACCGCCGCCUCCCUUGGCGGUUCCUUGACCAUCAUCGACGAACGCACUGGGAAGAAGUACCAGGUCCCCGUCUCCGCAGAAGGCACCGUUAAAGCGGUUGACUUGAAGAAGAUAACGACCGGUAAGGAUGACAAGGGUCUCAAGAUGUAUGACCCUGGCUAUUUGAACACAGCUCCUGUACGCUCAUCAAUUUCCUAUAUUGACGGGGAUCAGGGGAUCCUUCGAUACAGAGGCUACCCAAUUGAGGAGGCCAAGAUAUCUACCAGUCAAAACAAGUAAGAGACAAACAAAUAGCUCGUAUUCUUGGAAAGGUUUGUAUUUUCAAUUUUAAUCCUAUCCGAUAUUUUUAAAUGGACAACUCUUGCAGCUUUGUGUUUUCUGAGGCCACUUAUUUUCAGG
This is a messenger RNA of Rubroshorea leprosula, 627 nucleotides long. The record is from the annotation of a GenBank genome assembly. Lineage: Eukaryota; Viridiplantae; Streptophyta; Magnoliopsida; Malvales; Dipterocarpaceae.